ACGUCUCGUCUCCCCUUCCCUUCCCCCCCGCCGCCUUCGCCGCCGACGCGCCGAUCUCCACCACCCCCCACCUCGCUCCGCCGCCGCCGCCGCCUCUUGCUACUGCCUCCCUCCCUCCGCCGCAUACUCCCCUCGCCCUCCGACCACUCCCCCUCCUCUACUCCCCCGUCUCCUCCUCGCCACUUCGCCACCCCGCCGCCUUCGCCGAUCCCCUCACCCAUCCCGCCGCGAGCUGAGCAGAGGAGCCGUGGGUUUCCGUCGUCCUGCUGCUUCCGCCUCCGUGAUCGAGUGGUGCGUUCUCAUCAACGGGCCUUGUGCGCUAAAUUAUGCGAUCUUCAUGGGCUGACUCAGCUGCGAACGCCGAGGAAUCGGCGCCCGCGGCUGCUGCUAACCACGGCAACUCGCGCCUCCCGCGCAGCUCAUACGUUCCCCCGCACCUCCGCGGCCAAGCGGCUCCUGCAGCGCCGGCGCAAGCUGGCGCGCUGCCCUCGGCCGCCGCCGCCGCGCAGCCUUCUGUUGGCCAGCCUGGUGUGGUUGGUGGCCCUCGCUGGGCGGGCAUUGUGAAUGGUGGUGGUGGUGGUGGUGGUGGGAGCGUAGGUGGUUCUCGCCAGGGCUUUGGUGCUGGUGGCCGCGGUGGAGGAGGUGGUGGUGGCGGUGGUGCAUGGAACUCCCGCCCUGGGGGUUGGGACCGAAGAGACCGUGAACCGGAUCCUUUUGCCAAUAGUGAGGCUGCGGAAGUUGACUUUGAGGGCGAGAACACUGGCAUCAAUUUUGAAGCCUAUGAAGACAUCCCUGUUGAGACAAGUGGCCAUGAUGUGCCCCCACCAGCCAAUACAUUUGCGGAGAUUGAUUUGGGUGACGCGCUGAAUGAGAAUAUCAGAAGGUGCAAAUAUGUGAAGCCGACACCAGUGCAGCGUUAUGCCAUCCCAAUCUCCAUUGCAGGACGGGAUCUCAUGGCCUGUGCACAAACAGGAUCUGGAAAGACAGCAGCCUUUUGUUUCCCUAUCAUCAGUGGAAUCAUGAGGUCAAGGCCACCCCCCAGGUCACGGGGUUCCAGGACCGCAUAUCCUCUUGCACUAAUCCUAUCUCCCACUCGUGAGCUUUCGGUCCAAAUCCAUGAAGAAGCAAGGAAGUUUGCAUACCAGACUGGUGUUAAAGUGGUCGUUGCAUACGGAGGAGCGCCAAUUACUCAGCAGCUGAGGGAGUUAGAAAGAGGUGUUGAAAUCCUUGUGGCAACUCCUGGCCGCUUAAUGGAUUUGUUGGAGAGGGCUAGAGUCUCACUGCAGAUGAUAAAGUAUUUAGCUCUUGAUGAAGCUGAUCGAAUGCUUGAUAUGGGAUUUGAGCCCCAGAUACGUAAAAUAGUUGAGCAGAUGGACAUGCCUCCACGUGGAGAGAGGCAGACGAUGUUGUUUAGUGCUACAUUUCCAAAGGAGAUACAGAGAAUGGCUUCAGAUUUCCUCGCCGAUUACAUAUUUCUUGCUGUCGGGAGAGUUGGUUCAAGUACUGAUUUAAUUGUCCAGAGGGUUGAGUUUGUCCUUGAUGCUGACAAAAGAAGCUACCUCAUGGACCUUCUUCAUGCACAAAGGGCAAAUGGUACACAUGGGAAGCAAGCUCUUACCUUGGUCUUUGUGGAGACAAAGAGGGGAGCUGAUGCCCUGGAGAACUGGCUUUAUAACAAUGGGUUCCCAGCAACUAGCAUUCAUGGAGACAGAACACAACAGGAAAGAGAGUAUGCCCUGAGAUCCUUCAAGAGUGGAGCAACUCCCAUCCUCGUGGCAACUGAUGUUGCUGCUCGUGGACUGGAUAUACCUCAUGUUGCCCACGUCAUUAAUUUUGACCUCCCAAAUGAUAUAGACGACUAUGUCCAUCGGAUAGGAAGGACAGGGCGUGCAGGGAAAUCUGGUCUGGCAACUGCAUUUUUCAACGAGAGCAACACCCCACUGGCAAGGCCGCUGAGUGAGCUCAUGCAGGAGGCUAACCAGGAGGUUCCUCAAUGGCUUGAGAGGUAUGCUGCCCGUUCAUCGUUUGGAGGCGGCGGCGGGAGAAACCGCAGGUCAGGUGGUGGUGCUAGGUUUGGUGGCCGGGACUUCCGACGAGACAGAGGCAGUGGUGGUGGAGGGUAUGGUGGUGGAGGUGGAGGUUAUGGAGGUGGCGGAUAUGGUGGUGGUGGCGGUGGAGGCGGCUAUGGUGGCGGUAGCAGCUACGGAGGUGGCGGGCAAGGUUUUUCUAGUGCUUGGGACUGAUCCUGAUCCAGAGCUGUCAUGAGAACUGAAAUUUGAAACAAUCGUGCUCUAUUGGCCUCCCUUUGGUGACAUGGAAAUUUGAAAUUUGAGUUGCCUUUUGAUGAUAGUAUGGUGUGGCAUCGCCUUCAUCAUUGGCGGUUCUCUCAGUCUGGUGUUGAUUUUUCCUUUUUUGUGUACUGUACUAGGGAUUGCUUGUGUUUUUUUAUCUGCGAAUUGUGAACUCAUCUUUUAAUGGGGCCUCUUUUAUUAAUUUCUC
Oryza sativa Japonica Group (Japanese rice) is the source of this 2499-nucleotide messenger RNA. Lineage: Eukaryota; Viridiplantae; Streptophyta; Magnoliopsida; Poales; Poaceae. The record is from RefSeq and is a predicted model, not a curated record.